Messenger RNA from Ascoidea rubescens DSM 1968, 2020 nucleotides. Its product is annotated as SH3 domain-containing protein. The coding region runs from base 477 to 1895 and encodes 472 amino acids. Gene Ontology annotation, molecular function: protein binding; lipid binding. Gene Ontology annotation, biological process: actin cortical patch localization; endocytosis; plasma membrane tubulation. The transcript has a single exon. Gene Ontology annotation, cellular component: actin cortical patch; medial cortex; Rvs161p-Rvs167p complex. NCBI's taxonomy places the organism in Eukaryota, Fungi, Ascomycota, Saccharomycetes, Ascoideales, Ascoideaceae. The record is from RefSeq and is a predicted model, not a curated record.
UCCUAAAAACUUUUCUUCCAUCCUUUCUUUACUUAUUCUAUUACCAUUAAACUUGGACUUAUAUUUCCUUUUAAUCCAGCUGCUAUAAAAACGUUUCCACUAAACUAAUCUCUACCUUAUCAUUUAGUUAUCUGGAUCUAUUGAGCUAUUUUAUAUUUCUAAUUGCCCUUUAACUCACGUUUGUUAUACUCCCGGUUUCUUUACUUGUUAUAUCCAUUCAAAAUCCUUCUCAUUCUAUAAAAACCUAAAAUUAUUUGAAUUUUAAAAUAGGUUAAAGAAGAAAAUUCACAUAAAACACCAAAAAAUUAAAUAAAAUUUAAAAAUACUUUGCAAAGAAAAAACUGUUUCAGAUAAUACUUCAAAUACUUCAGAUACUUCAGAUAGUUCAGAUAGUUCAGAUACUCCAAAAAGCUUGUAAAUUCAAAACACUAAAUUUAAAAACUUAAUCCCACUUUCUUGCUAUUCUGUUCUAUAAAAUGGAUACAAUUAAACCAUCAAAACUCAAUCAUAAUAACGAUCUUAAUUGGGAUGAUAUCAAACAUUCGUUGAUCAAUUUAUCACAAAAAUCAACCAAUAAUAUCAUAAAUAAAUAUAAAAAAAAACCCAUCACCACAAAAGAUCUCAAUAUAAAUAAUGACAAUAAUGACAAUAAUAAUGCUAUUAUAGACCCAAAUUGGAACAAUCUUUUCCCCAUAUUUGACAACGACUUUAAUCUUUUGAAUCAAUUGUUCCUAGAUUUUGAAAAAAAUUUAAAACAUUUAAAAAUCUAUUACGAAAACUUUUCAAAUUCAAUACUAAUCAACUUGAUCCAUUUUAAAAAUAUAAACUCAUUUUUUUUCGAUCUAAUCAAACCAAUUAAUUCUGCAACUUUAUCGAUUUACAAUACUGCAUUUGAUAAUAAUAAUCUUUCCCAAAUUAAUAAUAUCAAUAACGAAAUUCAAGAUCAGUCCUUAAAUUCAACUAAAAUUAAAAACAUUAAUUUAGAAAUUUCACAAAAUAUCGAGCCCAUUAUAAUCAAAUUAUUGAAUAAAUUUUCAAUCAAAUUUAAUUACAAUUUCAAUAUCCUAUUAUCUUUUAUUAAAUUUAUUAAGAAAAAAAUAAAAAAAAGAAAUUCCCUAUUAAGCCAUCUAUCUUCUGAUUUUAAAUCCUUUGAAAGAUACAAAAAUAAAUUAAUUAUUAAAAACGUUCCUAUCGAUCAAAACAUUCAAUCUAACAUCAUCAAUUUUAAAUUUAAACUACAAUCUUCUUUGCAAAAAUUCCAAAAUUUAAAUAACUUAAUCAAAAAUGAAUUGGAUGUUUUCUUGAAAUUAUUUCAAAUUUUUAUUUUUCUCUCAAUGUGCCAAUUUUAUACUCUACAAAUUAAAAUUUAUUCUCAAUUCAACAGCUCUUUGAACUUAAUUAACAGUAACCUAAUUAAACUAAACAAUAUUAAUAUUAGUAAUCAAAAUUUUUAUCAAUUAUUAGUUCAAAAUUUUAAAUUAAAUCAUUCACCAGCUGUUGAUUUAAUUCAAAACUUAAACAUAGUUAAUUUUAAGAAAAACUUUUUAAAUAAAUUGUCUUCUCCAAUGAUAUUAAGUCGCAACAGAAAAAUCAUCCAAGAAAAUGAUUAUAACAAUACUAAUAUUAAUAUUGAUAUCAAUAACUAUGAUAUAUUUUAUCAUGAUAAUACUAAUGAUAAUGAUGAAAAAAAUAAUGAAAAUCAUAAUAGUCAUAAAAUUAAAUACUGCAUUGCAAAAUUUGAUUAUGAACCAAAAGAAAACGGAGAUUUGAAUCUGUUUAAAAAUGAAAAAAUCAAGAUUAUUGAUGAUAGUGAUAAGUGUGGAUGGUGGAUUGGAGAGAAUGCUCAAGGUGUAAGAGGAUUAUUUCCUGCUAAUUAUGUUCAGGUUGAGUUUUGAUUAAAGUGAAACGAAAUGAAAUAGAAUGAAAUAAAAUAGAAUAAAAUAAAAAAACCUAAAAAUUUAAACUAAUGAAAACAUAGAUUAUUUUAAUGAGCCAUGAAGAGUGAGAUAUAUAGAUUUAA